GGCAUCGCAAGCGGCUUGACGCAGGCACAAGGCUACUCGCAUUGCCAUUCGGCCAUGUCUCCUCUCGUCUGGGAUCUCCGUGUCAUGCAGCCUCCGUCGGCUCGGACAUGUCCAGGCCCGAGCAUGUACCGCCGGGGAGAGGCCUCUCCAGGCGUCCGUCUCGGCGCAGCGCACUCCAGUCCGUCGUAAUUGAGGCAGGUGCAGCCUCUCGCUCGCGCAACUAUAAGAAGGCCCCCGCUCGAAAUGCUCAGCGACUCAUCAUCAUCACCCUCGCCUCCGCCUCCCUCUCGCAAUGGUCUUCAAAGCCGCCCUCACUCUCCUCUCGCUCGCCGCCUCGGCAACGCUCAGCAAUGCCGUCAACUUUGGCGCCACCGGCUACGUCGAUGUGGCCGUGUACGGCGGCACUCCCGACGGCAAGGCCGCUGGCAUUCUGUAUGGCGUGCCGAACCAGGUCGCGUACGACCCCAACACCGCACCCUCGUUCCCUGAUAGCCUGGCCACCGACGCCGGCAUCACCUACGUGCGCACCGGCGGCGCGCAGACGCCCUACCCGGGGUGGGGCAUGCAAGCGAACCGUGGCAACUACCAGGGCUACGAGAAGCGCUUCGCCAGCUCGCUCGAGAACUACCGCUCGGCGAGACGCUGGGGUGCUAAGGUCGUCCUGCUGCCGCACGACAUCUGGGGCGGCGACGCCUACGCGGACCUGCAGAAGGGCGAGUGGCCCUGCGACAACGGCGACUGCUCCGAGUACGGCCGCUUCCUCGACCGUCUGAUUGCCGACCUCAAGUCGAACAGCAUGGUCGAGGGCCUGGCGAUUGACAUUUGGAACGAGCCUGACGGAUACGGCUUCUGGCCCCGCAGCCAGGACCAGUUCCACCAGAUGUACAGCUUCUCCUUCAACAAGUUCCGCUCUGCCUUCCCGACGUCGAGCGGCGUGCUGCUGCAGGGUCCCGCGACCGAGCAGCCUCCGGGCGCCAACAACGGCUGGUGGCAGGCGCACGGCGCCUACCUGCAGAAGAACCCGUCGGUCAUUCCCGACGUCUACUCCUACCACGCCCUCAUCGGCCGCUACGCCGCCGACUGCGGCAACGACCCCGUGACGAUGCAGCAGGACUUCGACGCGCUGCGCGGCAAGUACGGCCUGCCGAUCCGCCCGGUGCAGAUCAACGAGUUUGCGUACAAGGACGAGCAGACGCCCGGGUACUACGCAUGGUUCAUUUCUCGUCUGGAGCGCGUGGGCGUGUCGGGUCUGCGUGCCAACUGGGGCUCGCGCGUGGGCCUGCACAACGACCUGGCGCGCCUGCUGCUGCCGUCGAGCGACGGCAAGAGCUGGAGCAAGCUGGGCGAGUGGCACGUGGCGCAGUACUACCGCAAGACGCAGACGGGCAAGAUCACGCUCGCGGGCGCCGCGGGCAGCAAGUGCUUCGACCUCUACGUCACGCAGGACCGCUCCGCGGGCCGCGUCAACAUCCUGGCCGGCGUGCGCGGACAGGAGGGCCCCUAUCCCAUCAACGUCAAGAACGUGCGCAACAUGCCGCAGUUUGCCAACCUCAACGCUCUCCGCGCCACGAUCAAGGAGAUUCCGUUCAACAACCUCGGCGCCGUGUCGGCGCCGACGAUCCUGCAGAACGCCGCCUCGGUGCCCAUCGACGGCAACGGCUGGGUCAACUUCAACCUCACGCUGAAGCUCGACUCGGCGUACACGAUUGACCUCUUCGCCUGAGACACUGCUGCGCCGA
This is a messenger RNA of Tilletiopsis washingtonensis, 1739 nucleotides long. RefSeq lists its product as hypothetical. Bases 293 to 1723 code for a protein of 476 amino acids. Lineage: Eukaryota; Fungi; Basidiomycota; Exobasidiomycetes; Entylomatales. The transcript is spliced from 4 exons. The record is from RefSeq and is a predicted model, not a curated record.